Messenger RNA from Echinops telfairi (small Madagascar hedgehog), 3040 nucleotides. It is a transcript of the gene DCAF17, whose product is annotated as DDB1 and CUL4 associated factor 17. The transcript is spliced from 14 exons. NCBI's taxonomy places the organism in Eukaryota, Metazoa, Chordata, Mammalia, Afrosoricida, Tenrecidae. Gene Ontology annotation, cellular component: Cul4-RING E3 ubiquitin ligase complex. Gene Ontology annotation, biological process: protein ubiquitination. The record is from RefSeq and is a predicted model, not a curated record. Bases 187 to 1779 code for a protein of 530 amino acids.
GGGGCUGACUCUGCCUGCCAUUGCCUCGCCGGCCUGCUACCCGGCCUUUUGCCUACGGUAGCUUUUCUCAGGCCCAACCCGGAGUCUGGGCCUUGAGCUACUUCGGGAACAGCCGCUGCCACUAGCAGAAGUGCGGACAACGUCCCUCUCUCGCUGCUUCCAGCCCCCGCCUGCGUCCGAGCCUCCAUGGGCCGGACUCGGAAGCCCAACGUCUGCCUCCAGCUGAGCCGCCGGGCGCUUGGCUUCUUCUCACGCGAUGCGGGUGUGGUGCAGAGGACCAACCUGGGCAUCCUGCGGGUGCUGGUGUGCCAGGAAAGUACCAAGUUUAAGAAUGUUUGGACAACCCAUUCCAGGUCGCCAAUAGCCUAUGAGAGAGGAAGAAUAUAUCUUGAUAAUUAUCGGUUCUGUGUUAGCAGUGUUGCAGCAAAGCCAAGAAGACUUUACGAAAUGCCAAAAUGUUCCAAAUCAGAAAAAAUAGAGGAUGCUUUAUUAUGGGAAUGUCCAGUGGGAGAAAUACUUCCCAGUCCAUCAGAUUAUAAAUCCUCACUCAUUGCCUUGACUGCUCAUAAUUGGCUGCAUCGGAUAUCUACAACUACUGGAAAAGUCCUUGAGAAGAUAUAUCUUGCUUCCUAUUGCAAUUUCAGGUACUUGAACUGGGACACUCCCCAAGAAGUCAUUACUAUCAAGUCAGCUCAGAUCAAAGUCUCAGCAGUGGCCCGCCAGGCCGGCAUUCAACAGUCUGUAUUGCUAUACCUUGCCGUGUUUCGUGUUCUCCCCUUUUCACUCAUUGGGGUUUUGGAGAUCAACAAAAAAAUUUUCGGGAACGUUACAGAUGCUACCUUGUCUCAUGGAAUACUGAUUUUGAUGUACAGCUCAGGACUGGUCAGACUCUAUAGCUUCCAAGCCAUCACCGAACAGUUCAUGCAACAGAAACUUGACUUAGGGUGUGCAUGCAGAUGGGGUGGGACUACUGGAACUGUAGGAGAGGCUCCUUUUGGCAUUCCUUGUAAUAUUAAAGUCACAGACACUCCCCCGGUGCUCUUUGAGGUGUGCUCGCUGGAGAAUACGUUUCAGAUCGGUGGCCAUCCUUGGCAUUAUAUCAUCACACCUAAUAAGAAGAAUCAGAAAGGAGUUUUCCAUAUUUGUGCCCUAAAAGACAAUUCCUUGGCAAAAAAUGGGAUCCAGGAAAUGGAGUGUUGUUCUCUAGAAUCUGACUGGAUCUAUUUUCAUCCUGAUGCUUCUGGUAGAAUAAUCCAUGUUGGCCCAAAUCAGAUCAAGGUUUUAAAGCUAACUGAAAUAGAAAAUAAUAGUUUCCAACAUCAGAUCUCGGAAGAUUUUGUCAUUUUGGCCAACAGGGAGAACCGAGAUGACAACUUAAUCACUGUGACAGCUUCUGGCCGGGUAGUCAAAAAGCUCCUGAACCGUCUGGAUGAUGACCCAGAACAAGAGACUUUCAAAAUUGUGGACUAUGAAGAUGAGUUGGAUUUACUCUCUGUGGUAGCCGUUACACAACUAGAUGCUGAAGGAAAAGCUCACCUGGAUUUUCACUGUAAUGAAUACGGAACUUUGCUUAAAAGCAUUCCAUUAGUGGAGUCAUGGGAUGUGACACAUAGCCAUGAUGUCUACUUUGACAGAGACUUGGUACUGCACAUUGAACAGAAACCCAACAGGGUCUUCAGCUGCUAUGUUUACCAGAUGGUAUGUGACACGGGGGAAGAAGGCGAAGAAAGCAGGAACACAGAAGAAGUUGUUAAAAAGGGAGCGACUUUUAAGUAUUGAAAUAUAACUUGUGAAACGUAUAGCCAGGCUCCUCCGCAGCUCUGCCUAAUCUUCCUUUUUCAUUAUGUGUGUGGCAAGUCUUCCAAGAUUUUCCAGAACAGUCUUGUGUUGACUUUAGGUGACUCUUGGUUCUUUUUUAAGCUCUUGCUCUGGAAAGUGUUGACAGCUUCAUUUUAUGUAAAGGUUGAUGUAGAAAAUGAUGUCCCACGAAGUUUAGCAUUUUGGGGCCUCUAGCAAGGUAGUAACACAAAUGUGAAAUACAGAGGCAAGUCAGUUUUAAUUGUUAGAGGGUCAUUGAUGUGGAAGUGUUUAAGGUGGGUCUUAAAGGGUGGCGUGGUAUUUUGAUAGGUAAGCCUAAAAGAUGUAUAAAGAAAUCCUGUGUCCUCUAUGCUGAGCUUCGUUUAAGGAUGAAAAAUGAGAUCUGUAAUGUGAAAGCAUAUACAUUUGAGCCAAAAAUGUGUCAACAUGUUUUGUUUUAUUUGUUAAAACCUUAUUUAUGCAUGUAUACAUUUUAGUGUUCUGAGUCCUGCUAUACUGAAAUACCACGAGUGAGUGGCUUUCCUAAAGAGUUUAUUUCCUCGCAGUGUGGGGAUCUAGACAUCCAAAUUCAGACCACUGACCCGCGGACAAGAAAAGAAGUCUUCCUUCUCUCUGGGCUCUGGGGGAGGACUCUUGUCUCUCUUCACUUUGCUUCCUCUGUACCUAAGCCACUCUUUUUAUAUCCUAAAAGUGAUUACCUUGAGACAUAGUCUACACUGACAUGGUCUCAUUAAUUAACAAAGAAAGUCAUAUUCCCAAGUGGGAUUCUAUCUCAGGUAUAGGAGUGUAGGGUUUGGAUCACACAUUUUGAAGGGACACAAUGCAAUCCAUAGUAGUAUAUAUGUUUUAUAUUCGUAAAGAAUCUCAGGAGUUGGCUCUACUUCCCAAAUUAUCUUUGUUAAGAUUAUCUUUAAGAUUAUCCCAAGUUACCUUUCUUAAUGACAUUCCCAUUGAAUAGCUGUCUGUCCAUUAAAGACUAUUGUAAAGGAUUCCAGCUAACCUUAAGUGAAAUUUUUUUCUGGUAUGAGGCCUGCUUGGCUCUUAGUACAUCUAAGGGUGUUAUUCUCAUUUCACUUAUCUGGUUAUUUGGUGAGUCUUACAGCACAUUAAAACUGUAAGAUUCAGAUACCCCAGACUGAAUAAAUUCUACUCCCUGGAGAAGAAUAGCUAAAAUCUCAAGAGCAUUUUUUUAUGUAUAUAUAAAUCAUUUUAUUGGGGCACU